AUGGACGAUUCAUUUGCUGAAUUGAAUAAGUUAUCUGAUGAAAUUCUUUUGAUUAUUUUCAAAAACUUAGAUAAUUGUCAUGUACUUUAUUCUCUUCUUGGUGUUAAUCAACGACUUACAAAACUUGUACAUAAUUUUUCAUUUACUAAUCAUUUAACAUUAUUCAAACAACUAUCUUUUGAUAACAUUUCUCGAUUACCUGAUUCAAUGUUAGAUCGAUUUUGUUCGGAAAUUUUACAUAAAAUCAAUGAUAAAAUUAAUUGGUUGGAUAUUGAAAUAUCCUCGGCACAACGUAUUUUUCUUGUUGAAAAUUAUCCGAAUUUGAUUGGUCUUGGCUUGUACAAUAUUGAAACAGAAAAUGAUGUGCAAUUUUUAAAAGAGGAUACAUUUAUAGAGAGGUUUCAAAAUCGAAUCUCAUCAUUUGUUUUCAAAUGUAUUGAUAAACAAGAAACGUCCGAAACUGUCAAUACACAAUUGUUUGCAUAUAUUGUUAAUACUUUCAGUAAUUUACGAUAUUUAAAAUUUGAUUCAUUACUUUUUUAUGAUCAACGAAUGUCGUGGGUCUAUUCGCCACCAUUUAUGUCUUCUUCCACUUUAGUGAAAUUACAUGUUAAAGUCGAUUUCUUCGAUGAUUGUCUUUAUUUACUUGAUGGGCGUUUUGAUCAACUUCGUAUUUUUUAUGUUGAUGUUCAAUAUACAGUUCAACGUCCAAAUGUACAUAUAAACCAAAAACAAGCACACAAUUUACAAUGUUUUUCAUUGUAUUGUUUCUCGGAAAUUAAGCGUUAUGAUACAAAAGUUCUGCCAUUGUUACAAGAAAUGAUCAAUUUAGAAGAACUUUAUUUGUAUUUAUUAAUCAAAAGAGGUAAUGGAUUUGUUGAUGGUAAUGAUCUCAAGAUGAGUAUUAUUAAUUAUAUGCCAAAAUUAAAUAAAAUUCAUUUGAAUAUUUGUUCGAUGAUAUCUUUAACCAAUGAAAUUUAUUUACCAUCAAAUAAAGAUAUUCAACAUUCAUUCGAACAUUUGUUUAAUCUUCAGAUAAACUCAUGUAUUAAUUAUUUUCCCGAAGAAGGAAUAGGUCAAUGUCAUAUCUAUUCAUAUCCAUUCACAAUAAAGACUUAUCCAAAUAUCGCAAACAACUUUCCUGGCGGUUUAUUUCGAUGUGUUAUGGAAAUGUCAUUGUUUGACGAACAUCCUUUUGAAUAUGAAUUUUUCCAUCAAAUUGCUCAAUCAUUUCCGUUUUUGAAACGACUAACUAUUCGAAAUGAAAAGGCACAAUGUAAAAAAGCCAAAAAACAUGAAAAAUUAUUAAGUAUUCACUAUCCUUAUCUCGAAUAUCUACAUUUGAGAAAAGUUCAUGAUGAUUAUAUUGAACAAUUUCUGAUCGAUACUAAAACAUAUCUACCAUUUCAUGUUAUGUUUUUCAGUAAUUAUCAAUCUUUAAAACGAAUAACGCACAAAUUUACACGGAGAGCAACACAAACCAAUUGUGCCAAAUUGACAUAUCGAUGUAUCGAGAGAAUUCCUCGUUUUCCAAAACAUUUCAAAAGUUAUUUUUUCGAGACAAGCACACUAAAGUUAUGA
Adineta ricciae is the source of this 1581-nucleotide messenger RNA. The record is from the annotation of a GenBank genome assembly. NCBI's taxonomy places the organism in Eukaryota, Metazoa, Rotifera, Eurotatoria, Adinetida, Adinetidae.